AUGCGAACACCGAUUCCCUCUCACAUGCACACUUUAUUCGGACGACCAGACAGAAAUACAAAAAUAAAUCAUUCGAUUAUCUAUCUAUCUAUCUAUCUAUCUAUCUAUCUAUCUAUCUAUCUAUCUAUCUAUCUCAGUAUGCUAAUAUAUUAUCUUUAUCUUCUAUCUAUCUCUAUCUCUAUUCUUAUAUUUCUUUCUUUCUUUCUUUCUAUCUCAGUCUAUUCUUUCUUACCUUCUAUCUCAUCUAUCUUUUCUAUCUCAGUUGCUAAUUUUCUUUCUUUCUUUUCUUUCUUUCUUUCUUUCUUUCUAUCUCUGUCUUCUUUCUUAUCAUCUAUCUAUCUAUCUAUCUAUCUAUCUAUCUCAUAUGCUAAUUUCUUUCUUUCUUUCUUUCUUUCUUUCUUUCUUUCUAUCUCGGUCUAUACUUUCUUAUCUAUCUAUCUAUCUAUCUAUCUAUCUAUCUAUCUAUCUAUCUAUCUCAGUAUGCUAAUAUCUAUCUAUCUAUCUAUCUAUCUAUCUAUCUAUCUAUCUCAGUAUGCUAAUAUAUUUCUUUAUUUUUUCUUUCUAUCUAUCUAUCUAUCUAUCUAUCUAUCUAUCUAUCUAUCUAUCUAUCUAUCUCAGUCCAUUUUUUCUUAUCUAUCUAUCUAUAUAUCUAUCUAUCUAUCAAAUAUAAUGAAAGAUUUAUUCAUACUGUCUAGCAUUCACUGCCAUCGCAGCAGAAUUGAUAUUAUAUGCAGUUCUGCGAUCUUUUCUUUGCGUCUAACGAAAUUUACCUAUUUAUUUAUGUGCUAUUAUAAACGCCGUAUCUAUCUAUCUAUCUAUCUAUCUAUCUAUCUAUCUAAUUUUCUGAAAAGAUUUGGGUCCAUCCAACUUGACAAAAUGUAA
Acanthosepion pharaonis is the source of this 882-nucleotide messenger RNA. NCBI's taxonomy places the organism in Eukaryota, Metazoa, Mollusca, Cephalopoda, Sepiida, Sepiidae. The record is from the annotation of a GenBank genome assembly.